UGUUUGGGCCAUGACCUCAUGUGUUUUGUGCGUUGCUCUAGUGAACACGGUAGCAACUCGGAAGAGAUCACGUUGCAAAUAAGGUGCUGGACGUGCCAAAGUGAAGACUAUGUGUUCAUUUUUGCAGGUCAAGGUUUACAGCGACGUUGCCAUAGCAGUGUGUCUAACUAUAUAUAGAUGCAAGCUUAGGACGGGCGAGCAAAUAGACAGCAGCUUUUCGAUUAAUUACUAUAUUGCGUUAGUUAGUUGUUAGAUAUACUGGUUUGACAUGUCGUCGUGCUUUUUGUGCUCUACACCACUUGAUACUACUACCUUGUGGAGCAAGAGAAAACGGUUGGAUGGACGUAGUCUCACUGAUGCUCGACAUACUUUAGAAGUUAUGCUUCAAGAACACUCGGGCCUUCCACUGUCUUCGUACUUGCCACCUGCUGGUCCAGCUUAUGUGUGUCACUACUGUCAAAAAGAUUUGAAGAAACUAAGUGAACUUCAUCUGCUGAAGGUUAAGAUAAAACAACAUUUGGCACACUUGCCUGUCUAUGUAUGUGGUACAGCUUCAAAGAGGCAACGACUUGAAGUACCUGGGGAUGAAGAUGGAGAUGAAAUGACAGGUAGCCAACCAGAAAUGCUUCAACAGAGGAUCCAAAAAGUGUCUCCAAAAGUAAAGGUGGUUGUAAAAUACAAGUCUGGAAUGAGAGCAUACAACCUUGCUUCUCCAAGAAGAAAGCAGGCAGUAAAGAGAUGUGUUCGCGGGAAUUUGUUCUCGGUGUUUUCUUGUUUGCAACCCCUAAUGGUCUGCAUAUCACACAAAGGUACUCUUAAAAUUUUGGAUAGAAUCAGUGACAACUUUGAUUCCGAAGUGAAAUCAUGGUCAGAAAACUUAAAGCAUCACUUUCCAACAGAAAUGAGGAUCAUUGGUGUGGCCAAGUCAAGUGAAUUAGCCCAGUCUUCUUUGUCUAGCAACCAGUCAGAAUACAGACUAGACACUUUUUUACCCUUGUAUGGGAAGCUCAUGUGGUGUCAGCAGCACAGUCUGUAAAAUCAACACAAGGGGAAGAAGAGACCUUAGCACCCUUAUGCAGAAAAGUCAUGGAUUCUUUUGUGUUGCUGUCAUCCUUACUAGCACAGAGGGAACAUUCUACUGCUUUCGAUGCAGUCCAUGUUUAUGCACUUGACAUCCUGAAUCUUGGCCUCAUCUACAAGGGUUUUCAUGACGCAGUCAAAGAGGGGGAUGGUGAUAGAGUGAUACGAUACUGGAAAGUGCUCAUGGUGCUAUUUAAAGAAACCGGUAAACGAAAUUAUAGCAAGGAGGCAUUUCUGCUAAUCCUCCAACUUCACUCGUUAUCUGAAAGAGCAGCCACAGAAGUAAAAUGGAGCCGGUUUGUAAAUAGAAGGGGCCAAAUUGGAUGCAACAUACCUUGCGAUUUGGCGAUGGAACACCUAAACAGACGGCUGAAGGGUAUCAUCCGUAAUAUGGGAGCUAAUGUUGUCCCUUCAGCAUUAGCUCGUGCAGCAAAAUCAAUAGGUAGUGUAGACUGUGUGUGCGACUUGUUCGAACAGUCGGUUAUGGCUCAGCAGACAUCUAGCAAACACACCAUCGCUCAAGACAGCAAAGACUUUCAGCUAGUGCUGCAAAUAUUAAAUGAGAAAAAAAUAUUCAAGGAAGAGAUUGGAAGGCAUCAUAGCCGCUUUCGAUACUCAUGCACCCUCCUGGAACAAAGCAGGAAAGAAACUCUUUGCACAUGGCUACAGAAGUUGCUGCAAGAGCACAUUGGUUUCGUACCUGAGGAUGACGACAAUGAUGAUGAUGAUGAUGAUGUAGAUGUACAUUUUAAUGACACCGAGUGAACCUAAAGUAUUAUUGUUAUUAUGUGCUAUGUAUGAAUUUGUAAGCAUGAAAACUCUAGACUAGCUAUGUAUGGACUACCAUAUAUGAGCUGUACGUAUAUCUAUGAAUUAAUACAUGAAGAUCAUGCAGUAUACGCAUGCAGUGUUGAUCGUUACGUAAAGGUUACUCAGGGCCAGGCAGAUAUCAUAUAAUGUAAGUAGUAGAGACUUGCGUGUUCCAUAGAUGUCUGACA
Corticium candelabrum is the source of this 2078-nucleotide messenger RNA. RefSeq lists its product as uncharacterized. The record is from RefSeq and is a predicted model, not a curated record. The transcript is spliced from 6 exons. The coding region runs from base 269 to 1036 and encodes 255 amino acids. NCBI's taxonomy places the organism in Eukaryota, Metazoa, Porifera, Homoscleromorpha, Homosclerophorida, Plakinidae.